Molecule: messenger RNA, 2015 nt
Organism: Amborella trichopoda
Lineage: Eukaryota; Viridiplantae; Streptophyta; Magnoliopsida; Amborellales; Amborellaceae
Product: glycosyltransferase BC10
Cellular component (GO): membrane
Molecular function (GO): glycosyltransferase activity
Source: RefSeq, a predicted model, not a curated record
UGAAUGGAGAACUGUGGGUCGGACGUUGUUGGGGGAGAUGACUUGGUAUGAGAGUUCUCACUCGGAUUAAAGAGACGUCUUCGUACUUGUAACUUAUAUAUACCACAACCACAAAGAAAGGAAGGAAAAAAGAAAAGGAGAGAAAGGGAUCAUCAAAUUUAAUCCUCGUUCCAUGGUUUAUGCGUGUGUGUGUUUGUGGGUGGUAGAGUUGUUGUUAAUUGUUGCAGAGUGAGACGCAUCUUCAGUUUCCUCCUCAGCCGCUGCCACUUACCUUUUUUUUUUUUGUUUUUUUCUCCUCUCCCUCUCACUUUCACUUUCAUUAUUAGAGGGAAGGGAAGGGAAGGGAAGGGAAGGAGGACGAUGAUGAGUAAAGGGCACCCUUUGUCUCUCCUCCUGUAGCAUAGCAUAGCAGAGCAGAGCAGAGCAGAGCAGAGCAGCCGCCAUAGCCAUAGGUCUCUAAGCCCGGCUGUGAUGGUGAUGAUGCUAUCGAGCCCUAGCGUGCUUUCCUUUGCCCUAAUCUUAUCUCUCCCUCUUCUUCUCUUGGUGGGGCCACGCGUCCUUCAACCCCACCGCAACAACCUCCUCAUCACCCUUCCUGAUGAGCUCGACGACCUCGCCCUUUUCCGUCGAGCCAUUUCCGUCUCCGCCCGCUCUAAUUCCAGUACCCUGCACCAUCUGCACAAGAGGAGGAAGAGGAAGAUUGCAUUUAUGUUCCUCACCAAUUCAGACCUCCAUUUUGCCCCCCUCUGGGACCGCUUCUUCCAAGGACAAGGACGGGAGCUUUUCAACAUAUACAUACACGCCGACCCCUCCGCCCCCUUCAACCCGCCUUCUUAUGACGGCACCGUCUUCUCCGGUAGGCUCAUCCCCACGGCCAAGCGCACCCAGCGCUCCUCCCCAACCCUCAUCUCCGCCGAGCGCCGCCUCCUUGCAACUGCCCUCCUCGACGACCCCCUCAAUGCCUUCUUUGCCCUCCUCUCUCAGCACUGCAUCCCCCUCCGCCCAUUCCAUUCCCUAUACCACGCCCUCUUCAACCAUGAGCAUGAGCAGCGCAGCUUCAUAGAGAUCCUCGACGGCGAGCCCAGCCUCUGGUCCCGGUACAUCGCCAGGGGCCAGGGAGUGAUGCUUCCGGAGGUGCCAUUCUCCGAGUUCCGGGUGGGGUCCCAAUUCUUUGUGCUGUCACGCCGCCAUGCCCUCCUCGUCAUCCAGGACCGCCGCCUGUGGCGCAAGUUCCGCCUGCCCUGCUUCAACCGCAAUUCCUGCUACCCGGAAGAGCACUACUUCCCCACCCUACUCUGGAUGCGUGACCUUGAGGGAUGCUUCCCCUUCACCCUCACCCACGUCAACUGGACCGGCAGCACCAAUGGCCAUCCCUAUACCUAUCGCCCACACGAGCUCAGCCCUGGACUCAUCCGCACCAUCCGAUCCCCUCCCCCGAAUUCCACCACAAAGGACCAUCGCCAUGGCUUCCCCUACUUUUUCGCCCGCAAGUUCUCCCCCGACUGCCUCCAACCCUUCCUAGACAUGGCUGAUUCUUGCCUCUUCCGCGACUGAGAAAGGUGCUGGUAAAAAAAUUCAAUUGGAUUGAUUUGAAACCACUGAAAAUUUAAAAGAAUCAUCAUCUAUCAGAGGUGGGUGGGUGGGUAGGUGGGUGUAUGCAACUUAAAAAACUCCAACUUUCUUAUCUAUUUUUUCCCCCUUUUAGGUUUUCUUCCUCCUCCCCUUCCUUCCUUAAAGAUGAAUGGGGGAGGUAGAUGUGUUUUCACGAGGAUAAGAAGAGUUGUCCUCUCUCCUCCAUUUUCCACCCAAACAACUCUACCGAUGCAGACACCCAAAUACAGUUGGGUUGCCAUCCUAAUAAGAGUAGGAGAGAGGAUAUGCAUUCGUUCCUCUUCUUCUUCGAUGUAAAAUCUAGCCCUUCAUUUCAAUUUCCUGGAACGGAUGUGUAUGAUGGAUUCUGUAAAAUAUAUCCAUGGUAGAUGGUAUAUAUAAGAAUGCAGUGUUAUUCCCCUUCA